Messenger RNA from Catharus ustulatus (Swainson's thrush), 908 nucleotides. Its product is annotated as RNA polymerase II elongation factor ELL2-like. Gene Ontology annotation, cellular component: transcription elongation factor complex. The transcript has 5 exons. The record is from RefSeq and is a predicted model, not a curated record. Lineage: Eukaryota; Metazoa; Chordata; Aves; Passeriformes; Turdidae. The coding region runs from base 132 to 908 and encodes 258 amino acids. Gene Ontology annotation, biological process: positive regulation of transcription elongation by RNA polymerase II; snRNA transcription by RNA polymerase II. Gene Ontology annotation, molecular function: cis-regulatory region sequence-specific DNA binding.
AUUUUCCUGAUCUCCAGCCUAAAGCUCCCUCAGCUCAGUUUCAUGCUUUUUCCUUGGGUCCUGACACUGAAAAUCUGUUUUACCUGUAACAAAAAAAGAUAACAGUUGAUAUUUAUGCCUUGUAACCUGAAAUGUUUGACCACCCUUACAGCAAAUCAGCUCCAUCUCAAAACACCACCAGCAGCAGCCAAGUGCCAUCUCCUGAGCCUUCUGAGAGAGAUGCUCCAGCAAGAUCUGCUCAGAAACGGCCUCUGGCUCCUGACUUUACCAGUCCUGUGAAGAGCAAGAAGAGCCGAACUGGUCACCAGCAAUUCACCAGUCACAUCCAGCCAGCAGCUGGAGGCCUCUCUUCUUCCUGGGUGCUGCCUUCCACAUCCCUUUUUACUGGGAACAUGUCUCCAAGUGUUGGCUCCAUUUCCCCCUGCAUCCAUGAGGUGCACAAGAAAGACAACUUCCAGAGGUCUAGCAUCCCAGAGCCUGCCAGGGUGCAGGAGGAGAUCCCCAAUUCAAUCGGGAAGAAAAAUGAAUUGGGAAGGCUGAAGCAGGCACAUCCUUUGGAUUUCGAUGAAGGAACAAGAAAAGACACUUCCAUUGUCUCCACAUGCUCUGCAACAACCAACCAAGCAGACUACCUGAGAAAAUACACAGCCAUCGUCUCCUUGGAGCAAGGCCAGCACUACAAGGAUGACUUCAAUGCAGGGUAUGAGGAAUACAGGAAUUUACAUGCUCAGAUUGACAAGAUCAACAAGGAUUUCGUGCAGUUUUAUGAACAAUGGAAGUGUCUGAAUCCAGGCUCUGAAACCUAUCAGGGUAGCCCCAGCUACUCUGAAAUGAAGAGCAGGUGCCAGUACCUCCACAAAAGGCUGUCCCACAUUCAGAGGCAAAUAUCUGAGUUUGACAAGCAGUAA